Amborella trichopoda is the source of this 1610-nucleotide messenger RNA. Lineage: Eukaryota; Viridiplantae; Streptophyta; Magnoliopsida; Amborellales; Amborellaceae. The record is from RefSeq and is a predicted model, not a curated record.
UCGUGUGUAGAGAGAGAAAACCCUGAAAUCUUCCUGCCCUUAACUGGAUUACAUUAUAACAACUCAGUCCUAGAGAGAGAACCAAGAUCAAAUCCAUGGCAGUUUUCCUGAACUUCUGUGAUCAAGACACGGGAAAUACCUUCACAGCCCAUCUCAGCAAAUCUCUCAUUGAUUCUGGUAUCACCAACUUCUUCUUCUCACACACACGAAAACAACCCAGUGAUAUACAGAGAGCCAUUGAAGAGUGUGAGGUGUUUAUAGCCAUCUUUUCCUGUAACUAUGCUUCCUCUUUCUUCUGCCUCGACCAGCUCUCUUAUUUACUUAAAUUGCCAAGGAGGGUACCCAUCCUUCCUGUAUUUUAUAACGUGGAGCCUUCGGAUGUCGGCCGGCAAAAAGGGCCUUUUGAGGGAGCUUUCGAGGAUCACAAAAAUAACAAUUGUUUUGAUGAGGAGACAUUGCAGAAGUCGAGAAAUGGUUUGAAUGAAGUUGCAGAAUUUUCUGGUUGGGACAUGAAGAAUUACCGGUAUGACCAAAUAUCUUGGAGUAACUUCAAGAACUACUGCUCACAUAAUAGAAAGCUGCAAAAUCCAAAGAAUAGCGGAAAUGGAAGCAAGAGGCAUGAAGUUGUUUAUAUGGUUUCUGAGUACCUGUUGGCAGACCACGACAUCAAAGGAUGGUGGGUAGAUUCAGGCGCUAAUCGGCAUAUUGCAAUCUCAAAAGCCGUCUUUGAGGACUUCAAAGAAAUAAAAGCUAGGGAGAAACGCAUCUACAUGAGGAACAACACCUAUUUUGAUGUAUUAGAUAUAUAUGAAAUGGGGCCUGAUGUACUUCUAAGACUUCUGCAAAAAGUUUAUAUCAGGUCUCGACGUUAUAUUGUACGGGAAAGGGCUGAAGCAGAUUUGGUAAACAAACUUAUUGAGCAUGUUUUUGCAAAGUUGGAGCCCAGAACACCAUUGCAUGUUGUUGAUCAUCCUAUUGGGCUCGAUUCACGGGUUGGUGAUGUGAUGGAACUCUUACAUCUUAAUGCUAAUGGUUUUCGGAUGAUCAGGAUCCAUGGCAUGGGAGGCGUUGGUAAAACCACUCUUGCCAAGGCAAUUUUCAACAAGAUAAAUUUCAAUUUUGAAAGUAGUUGUUUUCUCUCUGAUGUUAGAGAAGGGUCGCAAAAAAAUGUAGGACUUGUGACCUUUCAAAAGCAACUUCUUAGGGAUCUGUUUAAUAAAAAAGAUCCAUAUAUAGAUAAUGUUGAUAGAGGCAUCAAUCUUAUCAAGAAUAAGAUUGGGUCUAAGAAAGUUCUUGUUGUAUUGGAUGACGUUGAUCACCGCAAGCAGCUUGAAAAAUUGGUUGGAGAACGUGACUGGUAUUGUAAGGGAAGCCGGAUCAUUAUCACAACCAGGGAUGAGCAUGUGUUAAAUGUACGUAAUAGAGUGGAUAAACAUCAUAUAUACAAGCUUGAGGUAUUGGAUGACACACAAUCUCUGCAACUAUUCAGUUGGUGCGCAUUUGGGAGGGAUCAACCCAAGCAAGAAUAUACACCGGUCUCCGAAGAUGUGGUAUCUACUGCUGGUGGGCUUUGUUCCCUGGAGAAAUUAGAUGCAGAAGGUUGUGAGUAG